Rhizoctonia solani is the source of this 969-nucleotide messenger RNA. RefSeq lists its product as uncharacterized. NCBI's taxonomy places the organism in Eukaryota, Fungi, Basidiomycota, Agaricomycetes, Cantharellales, Ceratobasidiaceae. The coding region runs from base 1 to 969 and encodes 322 amino acids. The record is from RefSeq and is a predicted model, not a curated record. The transcript has 4 exons.
AUGACCCACAAAUUGCAGAACCCGCUCACACCAAUCUCCUCUGAAAGCGACACACUCAGUAUCUGGAUGGCCGACCCUUCGAUAUCUAAUACCACAAAGGAGAUAGUUAUGGCGCCUUAUCUUACAGACCCAAUCAUACCAGAGUUUGGAUGGCACACGGUUUACAAAACCCGUUACGCCAAGAGGAGAUAUAUCAUAUCAUCGCCCCUGAUAGACUCAGUUACAGGUUCAGACCCGUGGUCACUCGUGGCUCAGACAUACAACACUACCUUCUUCUUUCCUGCCUCAAUUCUUACAAAAAAACCCGUUCGAGUAACCGAUUCAAGCGGAGUUUUGAGUACUGAGCUAGUAGCUACUGGUGUGAUAGAUGAACCAACCUUCCUUGAAUCUUCCGAAAAACUUGCCAUAUCUGGAUUCAAGCCUGGACAGGUGCCUGUGGACUAUCUGUGUGAGAUAACAGAAGAUUACAGAGUUACAAGCACUUUUGACCUGUUUGCAUCGAUUGGUGGUCUGCUGGCACUCCUACAAGGAAUUCACAUAUUGCUAUUCGGAAGGCCACUGUUUUGGGGAAUUUUUGGUGCAAAGGCCAUCACGCCAUUUGGUGUGAUGGGAAAUCUGGCUACUAAGUCAUUCAAGAAACGACUCCAGGAGCAAUAUCACCUUCCACAACAAGGAACUCAAGCAAACUUAGGACGACUGCAAGGUGGAAGUCAGUCUUGCAAUCGGGCAGGGAUGGACAUUGAUAUGACGCAAUUUCUUCUCGAUUUUGUGAUCGACAUGGGGCCUGCGUCUGUGCCGGAACAUGAAGAGGAGGACAAGCAUUGCAGUAGUAAUUCAGAGAAUGGCGAAGGAGGAGUUGAGUGUGUGCCACUUCGGCGAUUAGGAGAUAUUGAAGGGAUGGCCGAAGUCACACAAUUUCAAUGGGCGGACUCUGUUGAAUCCAAGCCCACUGGCAGCCAAGCACCUUAA